AGGAACGAGCUCACCUCACUUUCGCCCGACUUGAAUUAGAAAAUCUAUUUGAUGACGAUGAGGAUGGCAAGUUGAUCUCACCCAAAGUCUCUGAAUCUUUCAAUUAUGGUCUAUGGAUUGACCCUGAUUUCGAUGAAGAUGAAGAUGAUUAUGAAUCUGAUCAGGGUGUCGAUUCGGAAACUCUAAACUUGACAUCAAAAUCUGAUACCAGUAAUCCCACCUCGACAUCAACCUCCAUUGAUACACCUAUAACAAGCGUCAAGGAAUUAUAUUAUGAAAAGGUCGAAUCACCGAUUAACAAGUCAAAUGAAAGAAGAAACUCAACAAGAUCCUCAUAUAAUGAAAAGGUCGAAUCACCAGGUAACAAGACUAAUGAAAGAAAAAACUCAACAAGGUCCUCGGCUGCUUCCAGACCUUCCGAAUCAAAUGGUCAGUUCCAUAUUCAUGAUCGUUCGGUUAGCGAUGCCCGAGUGAUUGUGGAUAGUCCAAUGCCUAUUGAUGAAAGACACUCUCUGAAUGGUUUGGCUUUAAAUGAUCCGGCGAAUUUGAUGGGCAAAAAUUUUCGGUUAGAAUGUGAAAUUCUUCGGGAUACUUUGGAAAGGAGUCGUUCACUCACUCAAAGAAAUUUGGAUAUAAUUAAUAAAGUAUACAAGAUACUUGAUCAAUGGGAGAAUGUGACUGAUUCCUUGCUUAUCAAACGAAUAGAAACAUUAUGCAUCUCCAUGGAAAUUAAACCUAAAGAUCUAUUGACUAUUUUUGAGGAAAAUUCAUCGGAAUCUCCAGACUACUAUUUUGUCAUUGGGUUCUUCAACGAACACGCAUUCGGAAAAGCCGAGGAUCUAAAAGCGGCCUUCGAAAAUUAUUCCAAAGCAGCAGAUUUUGGAGAUUCACGCGGCGAAGUAUAUUUAGCAUGGUGUUAUUACAAAGGAACAGGAACUUUGAAAGACCCACCAAAGGCCUUUCGAGCUUUUCAAAGUGCUGCCGACCGAGGGUGUGCCUCCGCUUACAACAGUGUUGGAUGGUGUUAUGAUAUAGGAUUCGGUGUUGCAUCUGAUCCUGUUAAGGCGUUUGAAUGUUUUAAGGCGUCCGGAGAGAAAGGUUACGCCACGGCUCAAUGUCGAGUGGGUCUCUGCUAUGAGUAUGGCAAGGGCACUGCCAAAGAUCUAGAGAAAGCCCUGGAGUGGUAUACCAAAGCUGCCGAAAAUGGUCUUGAGUCUUCUAGAAAGCGAGCCAAUGAAAUAUCGAAGAUAAUUGCAGGAGGGGGUAAACGCCGAAGUUUUCUGGUUCGUAACGCAAUCACAAUUCCAUCUGUGGGGGAGCGGGUGCUCUACGGUCCCUUACGAUCGACAACAACUUGA
Molecule: messenger RNA, 1358 nt
Organism: Acaulospora morrowiae
Lineage: Eukaryota; Fungi; Glomeromycota; Glomeromycetes; Diversisporales; Acaulosporaceae
Source: the annotation of a GenBank genome assembly